AUGAUUGGAUGUGAUGAUUUCGACCCUCACUCUGAACUACACAUCACAUUCAUGCAUGCGUUGUCUGUGCUUGCUCCACCAGUGAACCUUUCCGCUAUUUUCUGUAUUAUCCGCAAGUCCACAAAACAAAUGGGCGCAUUCAAAUGGUACCUACUGCUCUAUCAAACUGCCAACACCACAAUUGACUUCAUAUAUUUGACCGUAACACUUCCUGUGAUAUUUUUCCCAAUUCCAAUGGGCUACACUGGAUCCUGGAUCGCUGCAUGA
Molecule: messenger RNA, 267 nt
Organism: Necator americanus (New World hookworm)
Lineage: Eukaryota; Metazoa; Nematoda; Chromadorea; Rhabditida; Ancylostomatidae
Exons: 1
Coding region: 1-267 (88 amino acids)
Source: RefSeq, a predicted model, not a curated record